This is a messenger RNA of Candida albicans SC5314, 1704 nucleotides long. RefSeq names its product Cht3p (gene CHT3). The record is from RefSeq and is a predicted model, not a curated record. Gene Ontology annotation, cellular component: extracellular region. Gene Ontology annotation, molecular function: chitinase activity. NCBI's taxonomy places the organism in Eukaryota, Fungi, Ascomycota, Pichiomycetes, Serinales, Debaryomycetaceae. Gene Ontology annotation, biological process: carbohydrate metabolic process. The transcript has a single exon. Bases 1 to 1704 code for a protein of 567 amino acids.
AUGCUAUACUUGUUAACUAUAUUUUCAUUAUUAUUACCUGCUUUAGCUAUUAAUGCUAGAAGUAACUCCAAUGUUGCUGUUUAUUGGGGACAAAACUCUGGUGGUUCCCAACAACGAUUGUCUUAUUAUUGUGAUUCCGAUGCUGUUGAUAUUGUGAUUCUUUCAUUUAUGCAUCAAUUUCCUUCACCAAUUCAAUUGAAUUUUGCUAAUGCUUGUGAAGGUACUUAUACUGCCAAUGGUAUUUUACAAUGUCAAACAAUAGCUGAAGAUAUCAAAUAUUGUCAAAAUAAGGGCAAGACCAUAUUACUUUCAUUAGGUGGUGCUGCUGGAUCUUAUGGAUUUAGUGAUGAUGCCACUGCCAAACAAUUUGCUCAUACUCUUUGGGAUUUAUUUGGUAACAGUAAAAAUUUAGCUACUAAUGAUCGUCCAUUUUAUGAUGCUGUAUUAGAUGGAUUUGAUUUUGAUAUUGAAAAUAAUUGGUCAACUGGUUAUCCAGCAUUAGCAACUGAAUUAAGAACUCUUUUCCAAAAAGAUACUUCCAAGAAUUAUUAUCUCGGUGCUGCUCCUCAAUGUCCUUAUCCCGAUGCUUCUGUUGGUCCAUUAUUGAAACAAAGUGAAAUUGAUUUUGUUUUUAUUCAAUUUUACAACAACUAUUGUAAUUUAGGAUCUUCAUCUUUCAAUUGGGAUACUUGGUUAAAUUAUGCUGAAACUGAUUCUCCAAAUAAAAACAUUAAAUUGUUUGUUGGUGUACCUGCUUCUUCUAGAGCCGCUGGAUCAGGUUAUAAUGACCCUAGUGCCGUGUCUCAAUAUUUGACAAGUGAUAUUUUAAACAGCAAGUAUUUUGGCGGUAUUUCAAUGUGGGAUGUUUCAGCUGGUUGGAGCAAUACCAAUUCAAAUGGGAACUUUGUUGAAAAUAUGAAAGCCAUUGUUAAGAAAGCUUCACCAGGAGAAGAAACAACUUCUUCUUCUACCACCACUACCACCACUACUACUUCAACAACAAUUUCUAGUAGUUCUUCCAGCAGUAAAACUAGUAAAACUAGUACUACUAGUACUACUAGUUCUUCCAUCAGUUCUACCACCAGUUCUACCACUAGUUCCACAAGCAGUUCUUCCACCAGUUCUUCCACCAGUUCAACCACUUCUUCAUCUACCACCUCAUCACAAAUUUCUACUACCUCCACAGCACCAACUUCGUCGACAAGUUUAUCUUCUUCAACAAUAAGUACCAGUGCUUCCACUAGUGAUACCACUAGUGUUACAUCCAGCGAGACAACCCCAGUUGUUACACCAUCUUCUUUGUCAAGUGCUAUUACCAUUCCAGGUGAUUCAACUACCACUGGUAUUUCCAAAUCCAGUUCAACUAAACCUGCCACUUCUACCACCAGUGCCUUAUCAUCUCUGACUACUACUGUUGCUACUAUUCCAGAUGACAAAGAAAUUAUUAAUACCCCAACUGAUACUGAAACUACAUCAAAACCACCUGCUAUCAUCACUGAAUCAGAUGCUACUACUAUCACUCAAAAUUUAACUCCAUCAACUACAACAAAAAAUGUAAAGACAACAUCAACAAACAUUGUAACGGAAUGGGUAUGGGCUCCAACUACUCUUCGCACCCUUACAACGACUUAUCAAAUAUUGACAACUAGAACACAUAUUGAAACAGUUUUUGCUGAACCAAGUACAGUGGUUAUCUAUAAUUAG